CUUUCUCGGAAUUGAAGCUGCAGAUACUGAAUUGUAUCAAAUCUCUCGAGAGAGAGAGAAAAAACCCAUCUGCCGAAACAUACGUCAUUGGAUGCGAAAGGUCGAAGCUUGUUGCAUAAUCUCCAGAGGUAAAUUCCCAUUCACUGAUCGAAAGUUCGAAUCUUUACUCUAACUCCACCCUACGUGGCUUCCGAUCACUCCUCUCCCGUGUUUUGAGUUCCUUUGCGGCCACUUUCGUAAUUCCUCUUCUGGGUUUUCCGUUCAAAGAUCUGAUCGAGUGAUCUUUAUCCGACGGUUCAGAUUUGAGAUUGAAUGGAACGAAUCGGAUUCUGGGGAUUAUUAAUGGGUAGUGUCGAAAAGUCACCAGAUUCUCGAAAUGUAAUUCCUUUCUCUGAAGAGAGUUGUAGUAAUACGCGUUCUCGUUCAAGAAAUGUUAGCCCUUUAAGUCGUGUCCCGUCGAGAAACACGAGUCCCUCUAAGCAGAACGUAAUCAAGACCAAACCACGUGGUCUCGAGGAAGAAACAGUAGCUUCAUUCGGUAAACCAGUUGUCAUCACCGAUGUCCCCAUGGAAGACAGUAUCUGGUCAAUGCUACCAGAGGAUCUCCUCAACGAGAUUUUAGCUAGACUCCCACCGUUUAUGAUAUUCCGAAUCCGUUCCGUUUGUAAAAAAUGGAACUUGAUUCUUCAGGACAACAGUUUCCUCAAGUUUCACUCUCACGUCUCCUCGCACGGACCUUGUCUCCUCACCUUUUGGAAGAACUCGCCGCAGAUUGUUCCGCAGUGUUCGGUUUUCAGCUUGCCGUUGAAGACGUGGUACAAAGUUCCUUUCACGUUUUUGCCUCCGUGGGCUGUUUGGUUGGUUGGUUCUUCAGGUGGACUUGUUUGUUUCUCGGGGCUUGAUGGUUUGACUUUCAGGACUUUGGUGUGUAAUCCUCUGAUGCAGAGGUGGAGGGUUUUACCGAGUAUGCAUUGUAAUCAGCAACGGCAGUUGAUUAUGGUUGUGGAUCGUUCGGAGAAAUCAUUUAAAGUGAUAGCAACGAGUGAUAUCUAUGGGGAUAAGUCACUUCCUACAGAGGUUUAUGACUCCAAGAGUGAUAAAUGGUCUUUGCAUCAGAUCAUGCCUGCGGUUAACUUAUGCUCUUCGAAAAUGGCGUAUUGUGAUUCUCGUUUGUAUCUAGAAACUCUGUCUCCUCUUGGUUUGAUGAUGUAUGGGGUUGAUACAGGGAAGUGGGAGCAUAUUCCAGCUAAGUUUCCGAGGUCUUUGUUGGAUGGUUACUUAGUUGCUGGAACUCAGAAGAGGCUGUUUCUUGUGGGAAGGAUUGGUUUGUACAGUACUCUUCAAAGUAUGAGGAUUUGGGAGCUUGAUCAUACGAAGGUUUCUUGGGUGGAGAUUAGUAGAAUGCCACCAAAGUACUUCAGAGCGCUUCUGAGACUUUCGGCUGAGAGGUUUGAGUGUUUUGGACAAGAUAAUUUGAUCUGCUUUACGUCGUGGAAUCAAGGGAAAGGGCUUCUGUAUAAUGUGGAUAAGAAGAUUUGGUCUUGGAUCUCAGGGUGUGCGCUUCAGUCGUGUAACAGUCAAGUGUGCUUUUAUGAGCCUAGAUUUGAUGCAUCCGUCCAGUGAACAGUAGUAAUCAUCUUCUGGUUUCCACAUCAGUCUUUCAAAGUAUAACAGCUUGGCUUCUUAGCAAAACGUGUCAGAGAGCUUUUUGAUGAAGACCUUGUCAACAAUUGAUAUGCUACACCAGAAUGAUUAACAUGGGAGAAAAACUGUAAGCUAAAGUCUAAACUUGUUUUUAGCUUUAUGUAAAUUAUUAGCAGUCUCUGGAUGAGAAAACUUUCUCUAUAUCACUGUCUUAUCCACAUGGAUAUGUAUAUACCAAAUUAUUGAUCUUUA
This is a messenger RNA of Eruca vesicaria subsp. sativa (arugula), 1896 nucleotides long. NCBI's taxonomy places the organism in Eukaryota, Viridiplantae, Streptophyta, Magnoliopsida, Brassicales, Brassicaceae. The record is from the annotation of a GenBank genome assembly.